UCCAAAGUCCUCUCUUCCCCCGCUUUAGUUAUUUGAACCCAUCAUCCAAACUCUUCCAUGCAUCGAUCAGUGGGGAACAUAAUCGAGAUGGCCAGCGGCAAAACGAGGGAGGACGAGCGAGCAGGUGCCGAAAUUGUGUAUGGCUCUGAAGCCUGCUAUCGCCAUUCUAUCGAGAUGCUCCAGGAGCUGGGGUUUCCGAAGGGAGUCCUUCCCCUGCAAGAUCUUGAGGAGUGUGGCAGGGUUCGUGAGACGGGUUUCGUGUGGAUGAAACAGAAGGCUCCAUACGAGCACUUCUUCGUGGGAACCAAUACUCGGGUGAGCUAUGCCACCGAAGUUACGGCUUAUAUAGAGAAGUUCAAGAUGAAGAAGAUGACUGGCAUCAAGAGCAAGCAGGUGUUGCUGUGGGUUCCGAUCACAGAGAUGAGCAUCGAAGACCCAGCAAGCAAGAAGAUAUAUUUCAAGACAUCAGUGGGGAUUGGGAGAUCCUUUCCUUCCACCGCGUUUAUGUCAGAGGAAGAGAAGCACAAGUAUCUCCAGGAUUAGAAAAUUUCUCCAAUUAAUAAUCUACCAAUUAAGCUCUCCUUAAUUAUCGCUCGCUCACUUUGAUAGCUGGGUGAGCACAGAUUUCUAUUCUACAUCUUUGUUGGCUGUUUUCUGUUUAUGAUGAUUUUAGGCUGCUCCUGCUGUGUCUUCCUUUUUCAUUUUCUUAUUUAGGAUCGUUUGCAUCAACAACUUAAAAUAAAAUGAUACUUUCGAUUGCUGUGUCA
Nelumbo nucifera (sacred lotus) is the source of this 767-nucleotide messenger RNA. RefSeq lists its product as uncharacterized. The record is from RefSeq and is a predicted model, not a curated record. NCBI's taxonomy places the organism in Eukaryota, Viridiplantae, Streptophyta, Magnoliopsida, Proteales, Nelumbonaceae.